CCGUCGUCGCGUUGAGGCAGAGGCGAACAGUGACAGCGCCGACCAAGACUCAGCAGUAGACCCGCCGCCACCCCUCAAGUCGAAGGAACCCCGCCACCUACACACGAUGGAUAAGGCUUUGCUGACCCGUGCCACUAGUAAAGAUGACACACCGACGCCGGGUUAUCUCUACGGAGAGAUCGCGCGCAUGACGCAGCACAGCUAUGACACGUGCACCAAGGUGCAAGAUUUUCUCAUCUCCCGCGUCAAGAACAAACAUCACAACAUCAAAUACAAGGCGCUACAGGUCAUCAAGCACGUGUGUCGCGAGGGCCGCGUCGACUUUAAGCGCGAAAUGCAGAAGCACAUCCCCACCAUCAAGGAGUGUCUGCAGUUCCGCGGCGUUCCCGACCCGCUCAAGGGCGACGAGUACUACCGUCGCGUUCGGGAAGCGGCCAAGGAGGUGCUGGACGCCAUUUAUGACACAGACAAUGCGCCGGGACUAGGCGGUAUGGGCAUGUCGGCCCGUAUCCAAGGCGUGGGUGCAAACCCUAAUGACAACGGAGGUGGUGGCUCUGGCUGGAGCUCCAAAAUCUGGGGCGGUAAAAACUCGAACGACAGCUCACUGCCGCCUCCGCCGAUGGCCGGCCCGCCGAUGGGUGGAUACAAUGGAGCUGCUCCCCCUGGAGCUCCGUACGGAUACCCCACAGACCCUAAUCAGGGAAGUUAUGGUGGGCCACAGCCUUACGGAGGUCCACAGCCUUAUGGCCAACAACAGCCUGAUUUCUCUCAGCAAGGAUCGUACGGUGGCCCAGGCGGUGCUAACCCGCCGUAUGGAGGAGCCCCACCGAACCAAUAUGGAGGUGCGCCACCUCCGUUUAACGACCAGAAGUUCUCUGGCAUUGGCAACCCCAUGUACCAGGACCCACGUGCAGAUGAGAAGGGAUUCUUUAAGGGACUCAAGGAGAAGGUGGCGUCCAAGUACAACAAGUCGGAGAAACCCACUUUUGGUGGUGGCCCGCCUGGAUCCUCGAACCCGCCCGAUGGCUGGAGCUUUGCUACGAACCGUGGACCUACCAGCGGAAACUACGGCCCGAGUCCUGCGCCGUAUAACCCGGAGGAACCCUAUCGCCCGACUGGAUUCACUGGAGGAGGUUACCGACCUGGUGGCUACGGACAGGACCCACGGGAAUCUGCUAGCUCGCAACUACGCGAGAAAUCUUAUGACGGCGACCGUAAGAAAGGUCGUGUUGGAGGCGCAUGGAGCGAUGCUGAUGUGCCGUCCGCUGGGAAUCCGGCUGGAAUGCCACAAAACAGCGGCCACGAGAACCGGACGCAGAGCUUUAAUGGCAGCACACGUGACUCUCGCUCGUACUCGCGCAAUUCAGAUUACGACUACGAUGACAACAAGCGUCGCGAGCCUUCUCAGACCCCGAGACCGUUCCCACAGGCUCCCGUACUCACAGGCCAGACGUCAGGUGCACAGUCGGAUGGAUCGUAUGAGCGCAACCUGGUCACAGCUCUGUGUGCUCCUGGUGGUAUGCGUGCUAUCCCUCCUAAGGACAAGAUGGACGCGUUCUUGAAGAGCGCAAUUACUCUGGAUGCCGAAAUUGUCGGUCCGAUUCUAGAAGAUUGUUUGUCCGAUGACCAAUGGACAGUUGUAUCGAAAGCGCUGGCGACGAUUGACGCGCUGCUGAAGACCGACGGAUGUGAGGAGUUUGAAGAAUAUUUCAGUGAAAACUCGAGCGAGGUCGAGUCUUGCACGAAGUCAGACAAGGCUGCAGUGCGUGAUCGUGCCGUAAAGGUCUUGAACCACUUGGGUAUUUCUGCUGGCCUUGGAGCCUCCACGUCUAGCCGUGAGUCGUCCAAGAAGAGCAAAUCAACUAGUCACAGGAAGCAGCCAGCUGCGGAGGCUGAUCUCUUGGGAGGGUUUGAUGACACUCCUCCCACUGAUGACAAUGACUCGCUCUUUUCGGGACUGCAGACAAACGCUCCUCAGCAAUCAGUACAGGAAGUUUCACAACCUGCUCCGUCGACGAACGAUGUGACGGAUAUGUUUGGCGGAUUGCAGCUCCAGAGUAGCACAGCAAGCACAGCCUCAAUCCCUGAGCCGUCUCAAGCACCUGCUCCUGUUCCUGCCACCCCCGCAGCUCCAGCUUCUGCGCCGUCAGUGAACAAGACGAUGGUAUUGGACCCUCUUCUUGAACCUGUUCCAGCAGCGCCUGCGAUGAACCAGGGGUAUGGUGGUCCCGUGAACAUGAACAUGAACAUGAUGAACUUCAGCACACCGCAGCAGAUGGCGCAGAUGCAGCAGAUGCAACAGAUGCAGUACAUGCAGCAAAUGCAGCAAAUGCAGUACAUGCAGCAAAUGCAGAUGCAGCAGAUGCAAGGCAUGGGCGGAAACUCAGGCUCUCAGGUGAUUGGAGCUGCGAUGACACCCACGGGUUACAUUGCCAAGACGAUUCAGGAACCGACGGAUGGUCUGGCGUCCGACUCGGGAUUCGGAUUCAUGAAGAAGAAAGACGACUCGUUCAACUUUGUCGAGGAUGCCAUGAAGAACAGUUAGGUGGCGACGCGUGUAUAGUACACCCUGAACUUGCUUCAACGGAUGUAGGAGAAGCGGGGAUCGACGUCAUAUCUACAAUGAACAGGAAACCAGGACUCCGAGUGCAAGACCUGACUGCUUGAACGUUGCAAUCGUAUCUGUAGAGCCUCACCGCAUACGUAGAUGAUAGAACGCCGAAGGGGAAAAAGGAAUACAGAAGUGUCUUGAGCUGUGUAC
Phytophthora infestans T30-4 is the source of this 2761-nucleotide messenger RNA. RefSeq lists its product as uncharacterized. The transcript has 3 exons. Gene Ontology annotation, cellular component: trans-Golgi network membrane. The record is from RefSeq and is a predicted model, not a curated record. NCBI's taxonomy places the organism in Eukaryota, Oomycota, Peronosporomycetes, Peronosporales, Peronosporaceae. The coding region runs from base 107 to 2545 and encodes 812 amino acids.